AUGCCCCGACUCAAGCUCGCACUUCAGGCACGCCAGGCAGCUGCUCAUCGAGCUGAGCUGGCCAAGAAGUCUAGCCAAAAUUCGGACUCGAAAGCCAAGUCGGUCAAGGCGAGCACGUCCGGCUUGAAAAAGGCGCAGAAGAAGGCUCGCCUGGCCGCCCGCUUCCCCAAACCAGCAAAGGAUGGCGAGCCUGGAGAGCCAACAGAGGUUGCUGAACCCGAGGAGGAAUCCGCUCCGGCCAUCAUCCCCUUCACAAGCGACGAUACCAUCCUCCUCCUCGGUGAAGCCAACUUUUCCUUCGCCCUUUCUCUCGUCCAACAUCAUCAACACCCCGCACACCAAAUCUUGGCGACCAGCUAUGACUCGGAGAAGGUGUGCUUGGAAAAGUAUCCGGACGGGGAGGGAAAUGUGCGGGAGCUGAAGGAGCGAGGGGUUAUGGUGGAGUUCGGAGUGGACGGAGGGGCGCUGGAAAAGUGCAAGAAGGUCGGAAAGGGCAGGUGGUCCAGGGUGAUCAUGAACUUCCCACAUUCCGGAUCUGGAAUCAAAGAUCAAGAUCGGAACAUCCGGGACAACCAGAUGCUCCUUCUUCGCGUACUCCGCUCCGUCCGACCUGUCCUGACAGCUGGACCGGACAAGCUGCUGCCGGGAUCGCACUCCGGAAAGGCGCAGACUAAGAAGCGGAAGAAGGGGGAUGAUGACGAUGAGGAGGAGGAAGAGGCGCCAGCGGAUGAGGUCACCGAUGAGGAGGACGCCUAUCUUUCGGAUGACGGGGACUACAGCAAACUCCACACACUUCCCACUACGAACACCUUUACUCCUCCAAAGAAGCCCGGCACUCUUCUCAUCACACUUCUCGAUCAAGCGCCCUAUUCCCUCUGGUCUCUCCGAGCGCUCGCCAUCCGCCCGCCCCACGUAUGCCCCGGCACCAAACUACCUCAGCCAAAAUACAAGCUGAUACGGUCGUUCCGCUUCGAUCCAGCCACAUACCCAGGCUAUGCGCACAGGCGGACGCUGGGGUUCAAGGCGGGCGUGAGUAAGAGCGGAAACGAGGAGAUUUUGGGGCGGAAAGGGGAAGCGAGGACAUGGGAGUUUGCGCCUUCGCGGUAG
This is a messenger RNA of Dioszegia hungarica, 1107 nucleotides long. RefSeq lists its product as uncharacterized. The coding region runs from base 1 to 1107 and encodes 368 amino acids. Gene Ontology annotation, cellular component: cytoplasm. The transcript has 3 exons. The record is from RefSeq and is a predicted model, not a curated record. Lineage: Eukaryota; Fungi; Basidiomycota; Tremellomycetes; Tremellales; Bulleribasidiaceae. Gene Ontology annotation, molecular function: rRNA (uridine-N3-)-methyltransferase activity. Gene Ontology annotation, biological process: rRNA base methylation.